CAUUGAAUAUGCAUUCGACGACGAACAACCACAAAUUGAUCACUGAACUGACGAGUCGUCAGUGACAACAUGGUGACAACAAAUGACAAAUCCAAAUCUUUUCAUUAAGGUUCGGACUUGUGUUGUGGCUGUGGAGUGACCGACGUCGAAUGCAUACUCAACAACAGUCGAUAUGCCGCAUCAUAAUUAUUAUGAUAAUUGGCCAAAAAUGUCACAAGUUAAUAAUUGUCUCCCGUCUGCACCCUGCUCGGAGGAACAACUGAAGAUGCAACGUUCUCAAAUGGCGGACGAGCUGUACCACUUGCUGGAUUAUCGGCAGCUUGUCCUCGAGAUAAUUUUGGACGGGAAGAAGAUUACUCGGAUAGUGUGCGAGCUACGAAUGUCUCUCUUUGUGAAGGCGGUCAUGAUGAGUGACCAGCGACCACAAUGCCUCAUGCCUUUCCCCUCGAGUUUUUUUAAUCCGGUCACGAAGGAGAAACAAUUCGGCCUUCUGAAGGAAACUAUUGCGGUUAUCCCUCCCCUCCAGGACAUUACGGAGGAUAAGCAGCUUCCUCGGAUGGCCUGGGAACUUCUUCACUGGGUAUUCACUAAUCCCCUGACGAUUGAAGCAAUAACGGAGAACAUUCCUGCAACACUGGAAGCCCUAAAAUUGCAGAUGAAUUUGACCGACAUUAGCCCCAGAUUUAUCACCUCGGCAGAGCCCUUCCUCCUCUUCAAGGUGACUCCGUCCGUUCCCAAAACGAGUUUUGACGCCGAGAAGGUCACACAUGGAAGCUUCUUCGCGUAUCAUGGCUCGCCGUUGGAAAAUUUCCACUCCAUCAUUCAUCGCGGGCUGAAAAACGAGCUAAAUAUUAGAAAGGCGUACGGCCACGGAACUUAUCUCAGUUCAACUCUCAAAGUUUCGAAAGGUUAUAGUACCGGAUCUGAAGCAUGGGGGCACAGCGCUUUGAUGACGCCCCACGUAGAUGUAGGUUUGGAGCUUCUUCGGAAGGAGCAUCUGCAAUGCGUUGCAAUUGUGGAGGUGGUCAACCAUCCAAACCUCAAGAAGCACAAGGUUGGUGGAGACGGGACUCAUUACUAUGUCGUGGAGAAAGAUGAAUGGCUCCAAUUGUCUCAUUUAAUUGUUUAUGUCAUAUCUCAUUUUAUGUGAAGCAAUGUGAAGAGCAUAUGUAUGUAUUGACACAAAGUACUAUUAAGAGUUAGUUACUAUCGUCAAUUUUACGGAUGUUGUGACUUGUAUUAAACGAAGCAGAGAAUAAGUGCCAAUUCACUAUUAUUAUAAUAUACAACUUAAAUAAACCUACAGUGCAGAAUUGACUUUCAGGGUAAAAUUAUUGUCAAGUAUUAUAUUCUAUGUAAUUAAUUAAUGGAUGGGUUAAAUGUGGUGACCUAUUUUUAAUGAGGAUUAAAGCCAGAAUUUUAGUGCUGUCGUGUGAUGUAACCUAACUAUGUGCACACCAUGAUAACCUUGUCGUGAACCAUCAAGUAUUUCCUAUUUUUGUAAUUUUAUAGUAUAAUUAAUAGAUAAUUAGCCUUAGUCCGACGUAGAGUUCUUUUUGAAAACUAAUCCAAUUAUAAGUUUGAGAAUAUUAUGACUGAGUAAAGAAUCUGACAAAUUACAUAUAAAUAAAUAAAUCAUUCCAUCAAAA
Folsomia candida is the source of this 1649-nucleotide messenger RNA. Its product is annotated as protein mono-ADP-ribosyltransferase PARP16. The transcript has 4 exons. Gene Ontology annotation, biological process: endoplasmic reticulum unfolded protein response. Gene Ontology annotation, molecular function: protein serine/threonine kinase activator activity; NAD+ poly-ADP-ribosyltransferase activity; kinase binding. NCBI's taxonomy places the organism in Eukaryota, Metazoa, Arthropoda, Collembola, Entomobryomorpha, Isotomidae. The record is from RefSeq and is a predicted model, not a curated record. Gene Ontology annotation, cellular component: membrane; intracellular anatomical structure; nuclear envelope. Bases 173 to 1150 code for a protein of 325 amino acids.